CAGCACUCUCCCGCCAAAAUGAGAGAAAACCAAACACCACUCAAGGAUCAAGCGCGACCUUCAAAGCUCGCGAAUCGCGUAUCCAAGAAGAACAUUCCAAAGAAGAGCUUAAACACUGUUUUUUCCUCAGUUUCCGAAGAUGUAACAGUGGACACUUCAAAAAAUUCUCUGGAUUUUACUCCAGUUUCUGAGAUUUCCGAGGUCAAUGAUGAUGGAGACAUCGCCGAGAGUCUGAUGCUGGUGCCAGAUCAAGCUCUCUCAGCUUCAUCAGAGACUUCCUUCUCCUCUGAUCUCAUUCCGUCUCCAGAGGCCAGUGUUGAUAAGGACGAACCAGACCAUGUCUCCCUGAGUAUUGGAAAAUCAAGCGAAUUCGUUGCCUCAAACGUUGGUUCUGUGGAGGCUGAGAUUGUAGCGGGCUUUCUCAGGAAAGCUCGGACUCAGGUCUUGAAUGCCGGCUUGGAUACCAAAUCUAAGAAGCUUCUGGAUGCACUGCUUGAGAUUGUCAUAGAGGACUUCCACACUUUGCCUGUAAAGAGGGACCGGGCUGCAGAGCUUCUGUCAGCAAAAACUUACAUAGUGAUAGUAUGUUUCUUGCUCUGGAUCAUUGCAUUAGGUGUAUUGAUGUUCAGCUCUGGAGGCCGAAGCAAUUUUCGUGGACCUCUGCCUACUUGAGCUCAUAUGUAGAUGUGCAUUAAUUAUCUGAUCAAGCUUGAGCGGUAAGGCCUUUUUUCUUGUGCUUGGUAUGUUUGC
Messenger RNA from Prunus dulcis (almond), 750 nucleotides. Its product is annotated as protein SINE3. The coding region runs from base 19 to 672 and encodes 217 amino acids. The record is from RefSeq and is a predicted model, not a curated record. The transcript is spliced from 3 exons. Lineage: Eukaryota; Viridiplantae; Streptophyta; Magnoliopsida; Rosales; Rosaceae.